GAGGCCCAAUCAGUUUGUGCUGGCACGGAGAACAAGCUGAGCUCUCUCUCUGAUCUCGAGCAACAAUAUCGUGCAUUGCGCAAGUACUAUGAAAACUGUGAGGUGGUCAUGGGCAACCUAGAAAUCACCAGCAUCGAACAUAACCGAGACCUCUCCUUUUUACGAUCAAUCCGAGAAGUCACAGGCUACGUCUUGGUCGCUUUGAAUCAGUUUGAGUACCUUCCAUUGGAGAAUCUCCGCAUCAUUCGUGGAACGAAACUCUACGAGGAUCACUAUGCUUUGGCCAUCUUCCUUAAUUACAAAAAGGAUGGGAGUUUUGGACUCCGGCGUCUUGGACUGAAGAACCUGACAGAAAUCUUAAGGGGAGGAGCGUAUGUCGGCCAGAACAGGUUCCUUUGCUAUGCUGACACAAUCCAUUGGGAAGAUAUUGUCCGUAAUCCUUCUGCUUCAAACUUCUCUGUGGUUCCGAAAAACAGCAGUACAGAUUGUGGACGGUGUCACAAAUCUUGUGGAAACCGAUGCUGGGGACCUUCUGCAGACCAGUGCCAGAGCUUAACGAAAAUGGUGUGUGCUGAGCAAUGUGACGGGCGUUGCUACGGGCGCUCUGUCAGCGAAUGCUGCCACCGCGAAUGCGCAGGCGGAUGCUCUGGACCAAAGGACACAGAUUGCUUUGCAUGUUUGAAUUUCAACGACAGCGGCGCUUGCGUCACUCAGUGUCCCCAGACCUCUGUGUACAACCCUGCCACCUUCCAGAUGGAAACCAACCGAGAUGGCAAAUACACCUACGGUGCUUUUUGUGUCAAAAAGUGCCCACAUAACUUUGUGGUGGAUAUCAGUUCUUGUGUACGGGCUUGUCCCAGCCCCAAGAUGGAAGUUGAAGAAAACGGUAUUAAGACCUGCAAACCGUGCACGGACAUUUGCCCCAAAGCAUGUGAUGGCAUAGGUACAGGAAGUUUGAUGUACGCUCAGACCGUCGACUCCAAUAACAUUGACCAGUUUGUCAACUGUACCAAGAUCAAUGGGAAUUUGAUUUUCCUGGUCACUGGAAUUCAUGGGGACCCUUAUCACAUGAUCGAAGCCAUCGACCCGCAGAAUUUAAAUGUCUUUCAAACAGUGAGGGAGAUAACAGGUUACUUGAAUAUACAAUCAUGGCCAGAAAACAUGACAGAUUUCAGUGUCUUUUCGAAUCUGGUUACCAUCGGCGGAAGAGCACUCUACAGUGGCCUCUCCUUGCUUAUUCUCAAACAGCGAGGAAUUAGAUCUCUGCGUUUCCAGUCCUUGAAGCAUAUCAGUGCUGGCAAUGUCUAUGUAACAGACAAUACCAAUUUGUGCUACUAUCACACCAUCAACUGGACCAGUCUCUUCAGCACUGCCAACCAAAAGACUGUGAUCCACAGAAACAAGAAGGCUGAAAAUUGCACCGCAGAAGGGAUGGUGUGCAGCCGCUUGUGUUCCAAAGAUGGCUGCUGGGGGCCGGGGCCAGACCAAUGUUUGUCCUGCAAGUACUUCAUCAGAGGAAGGACCUGUGUUGAGGCUUGCAACCUGUAUGAGGGUGAAUAUCGGGAGUUUAUAAAUGGCUCUGUCUGUGUGGAGUGUGACCCCCAAUGCGAGAAGAUGGAAAAUAAUAGGAUCACAUGCCGGGGACCAGGACCAGACCAUUGUACCAAGUGCUUCCAUUUUAAAGAUGGCCCCAACUGUGUGGAAAAGUGCCCGGAUGGUGUGCAAGGGACAAACAGUUUCAUUUUCAAAUAUGCUGAUGAGAACCGUGAAUGCCACUCUUGUGAUCCAAAUUGUACACAAGGGUGCCUAGGCCCAAGCCUUGAGGACUGCAUUGGUUUCAUGGAUAGAACACCCCUGAUCGCUGCUGGAGUGAUUGGUGGACUCUUCAUCAUCGUCAUUUUAGGCUUGACGUUUGCGGUUUAUGUGAGACGCAAGAGCAUAAAAAAAAAGAGGGCCUUACGAAGGUUCCUGGAGACUGAGCUCGUAGAACCCUUGACCCCAAGUGGGACGGCACCCAACCAGGCACAGCUCCGUAUACUGAAGGAAACUGAGCUCAAGCGUGUGAAGGUCCUUGGAUCUGGGGCCUUUGGAACAGUGUAUAAGGGUGUUUGGGUUCCUGAGGGAGAGAGUGUGAAGAUUCCUGUGGCAAUUAAAAUCUUGAAUGAGACCACUGGUCCAAAAGCCAAUGUAGAGUUCAUGGACGAAGCUCUUAUAAUGGCGAGCAUGGAUCAUCCCCACUUGGUACGGCUCCUGGGCGUUUGCUUGAGCCCGACGAUCCAGCUGGUCACGCAGCUGAUGCCCUAUGGCUGCCUCCUGGACUACGUUCAUGAGCAUAAGGAUAACAUUGGCUCCCAGCUGUUGCUGAACUGGUGUGUCCAGAUAGCCAAGGGAAUGAUGUACCUAGAAGAAAGACGCUUGGUUCAUCGAGACUUGGCAGCCCGGAAUGUUUUGGUGAAAUCACCAAAUCAUGUGAAGAUCACUGACUUUGGCCUGGCGAGGCUCCUGGAAGGAGAUGAGAAAGAAUACAGCGCAGAUGGUGGGAAGAUGCCAAUUAAAUGGAUGGCUCUUGAGUGUAUCCAUUACAGGAAAUUCACGCAUCAGACUGACGUUUGGAGCUAUGGUGUUACUAUUUGGGAGCUGAUGACCUUUGGUGGAAAGCCCUAUGAUGGGAUCCCAACGAGGGACAUUCCUGACUUGUUAGAGAAAGGGGAGCGCUUGCCGCAGCCUCCGAUUUGCACCAUUGAUGUUUACAUGGUGAUGGUGAAAUGCUGGAUGAUUGAUGCAGACAGUCGGCCAAAGUUUAAGGAGCUGGCUGCCGAAUUCUCUCGGAUGGCUCGAGACCCUCAGAGAUACCUGGUCAUUCAGGGGGAUGACCGCAUGAAACUGCCAAGCCCAAAUGACAGCAAGUUCUUCCAAAAUCUGCUCGAUGAGGGGGACCUGGAAGAUAUGAUGGAUGCCGAAGAAUACCUCGUCCCUCAGGCGUUUAACAUUCCUCCACCCAUCUACACAUCCAGGACCAGAAUCGAUUCCAACAGGAGUGAAAUUGGACACAGCCCUCCUCCUGCCUACACCCCUAUGUCAGGAAACCAGUUUAUCUACCGAGAUGGUACCUUGGCUACAGAACAAGGAAUCCCUUUGCCAUUCCGGGCUGCCAUGCCCAGUAUAGUGCCAGAACCUCCCCUUGCGCAAGGUGCGGCAGAGAUAUGCGAUGACACCUGCUGCAACGGUACUCUUCGGAAACAGGUGGCCACUCUGGCGCAGGAAGAGAGCAUCGCUCAGAGGUACAGCGCUGACCCAACAGUUUUUGUACCAGAACGUGGGCCAAGAAAUGAGCUAGAUGAAGAUGGAUACAUGACUCCAAUGCCAGAAAAGUCUAAACCAGAUCACCUGAAUCCAGUGGAGGAGAACCCAUUUGUGUCUCGACGGAAGAACAGUGAUCUCCAAGCACUGGACAACGCAGAGUACCACAACGGUCAAACUGGGCAACCCAAAGCCGAGGAUGAGUAUGUGAAUGAGCCAUUGUACCUCAACACCUUUGCAAGCACCUUGGAGAAUGCAGAGUACAUGAAGAAAAAUGGGCUUCCAUUGCCAGAGAAGCCCAGGAAGGCCUUUGACAACCCUGGUUACUGGAAUCACAGCUUGCCUCCAAGAAGCACCCUACAGCACCCGGACUACCUGCAGGAAUACAGCACAAAAUAUUUUUACAAACAAAAUGGAAGGAUCCGGCCCAUUGUGGCAGAGAACCCUGAAUACCUGUCAGAGUUCUCCUUGAGGCCUGGCACGAUGCUGCCUCCUCCACCUUACAGACACCGGAACACCGUCGUGUAA
Eublepharis macularius is the source of this 3828-nucleotide messenger RNA. RefSeq names its product erb-b2 receptor tyrosine kinase 4 (gene ERBB4). Gene Ontology annotation, cellular component: signaling receptor complex; basal plasma membrane. The transcript is spliced from 28 exons. Gene Ontology annotation, molecular function: epidermal growth factor receptor binding; transmembrane receptor protein tyrosine kinase activity; ATP binding. NCBI's taxonomy places the organism in Eukaryota, Metazoa, Chordata, Lepidosauria, Squamata, Eublepharidae. Gene Ontology annotation, biological process: multicellular organism development; protein phosphorylation; cell surface receptor protein tyrosine kinase signaling pathway. The annotation marks the transcript as partial. The record is from RefSeq and is a predicted model, not a curated record.